AUGCGCGACGCGUUCGCGCUGAAAUUCUGGAGCGAGCCGAGCGAGAAGUCGACGAGAUUUCUCGCGCGCCUGCGGGUUUUCAAGGUGAUGCAAGCGGCGGUGGCGGCGCGAGCGGCGCAGCGAGCGGCCGCGGAGGCGACGCGACGCAAGCUUCAGUGGCGCCGGCUCCAUAAAGAGCUCCCGAUCGACGUCUUGUGGCGGGACGAAGACGGCUGGAUCAGAAGGUGUGAGGCAGUAGUGGAAACGGUCACCGUGCGGUACACGCACGCGGGCAAGGUCUACACGCAGGCGGGCGUGGUCGCCGACGACUUGGGCCCCGGCGGCUUCUACUUCGGCGAGGACGACGGCGGCGGCGGCGACGGCCGCAGGGACGACGGCGGCGACGGCGACAGCUGCAAGGACGGCGCCGGGGCCAUGGGCUUGGACGCGGGCGAGCUCUCCGUCGCCGUCAUCUCCGACGACGACGUCUCCGACGACGACGACGGCUUCGACAGCGACGACGGCGACGACGGCGAGGACGAGCAGCGGCGGCCGCGCGCGCUCCCGCCGGAACGGCCGCGCGCGCUCCCGCCGGAGCCCAGCGGCUCGUCCGCCGCGGACGCGAAGAAGGCCGAGGUCGUGGCCCAGAUGGACGCCGCGCUGGCGUCGACGGCGCGCGUCGAGCCCGGAGACCGCCCCGAAUUUGGGCUGCCCAUCAAGGCCGAGUGGCUCGAAAAGAUCCUGCGCGGGGAGAAGACCGUCGAGCUCCGCGGCAAGGGCACGGCCAAGGUCGGCCAGCGGAUUGGAUUGAUCUGCUCCAAGUCGUCAAUGGUCAUGGGCGAGUGCUUGUUGGCCGAGGCCCGGGGCCCGCUGACCAACGUCGAGCUACUCGAGCUCCAGCCGCAGCACUGCGUCCACGCGCGCGACGACGGCGAGCCCGACACGGCCGACGAGCUCCGCGAAAGCGUCGAGUACAAAAAGGUCCACGCCUGGGUCUUCGAGGACGUCAUCGUCUACGAGACCUUCAUCCCCUACGAGCACCCGCGCGGCGCCGUCGGCUGGAUUGACCUCACGAAGGCCGUCGUGGAGCGCCCCCAAAUGUCCGAGGUCCAAACAAUUAUUCGACACGACGUCGACGUUCGGCCCCGCGCCGCCCAGACGACGUCGAAUUCACGGAGCUAG
Molecule: messenger RNA, 1161 nt
Organism: Aureococcus anophagefferens
Lineage: Eukaryota; Pelagophyceae; Pelagomonadales; Pelagomonadaceae
Exons: 4
Coding region: 1-1161 (386 amino acids)
Source: RefSeq, a predicted model, not a curated record